AUCGCUGGCGCACCCCAAACCAGCAUAACUAUAUAGUCGGACAGCUGAGCGAUCGCCGGAUCAGUUAGCUACCAAAUAUGAAAUCGGUCACGUUCGUACUCUGCCUGCUCGUGUUGGGCGCCCACUCGCUGCUGGUGUUCGCCGCGGAUUGCAAUUUCGCUGGUCAUAAGUUCAAUGCCGGAGAGAAGUACACUCCGGAAGGUCGCUGCCUGCAGUACACCUGUGCGGGACGCAAUGCGGUAACUGCCGUGGGAUGUCCUGCCGUGGCCUCAUUAAAGCCCUGCAAAAUGGAAGAGGACCUGAGCAAACCCUUUCCCGGCUGCUGUCCCUAUUUCAACUGCUAACAACGCCUUCAACUCGCACUGUAAAUGUAAACAAAUAACUAUGAAAACUAAAUAUACAAUAUAGAACUUUGAAGUAGA
Messenger RNA from Drosophila yakuba, 422 nucleotides. RefSeq lists its product as uncharacterized. The coding region runs from base 78 to 344 and encodes 88 amino acids. The record is from RefSeq and is a predicted model, not a curated record. The transcript has 3 exons. Lineage: Eukaryota; Metazoa; Arthropoda; Insecta; Diptera; Drosophilidae.